AUGUAUGUUUGCUACAGACUAUACUUCCGCGGCGACCGAUAUAAUCACCGAUUUGGACACCUAGGACAUUCCGCUAGAUUACCGGACCUGGACAGUCCUAUUCUACCAUACCAUACGAGUGCCGAUGACGUGUACCUUGGUUAUUUGCCGUUAGCGCACGUACAGGAGAUGUCGGCGGAAAUGUUUUUCAUAUCGAUCGGCAUGACUGUGGGCUACGGAUCGCCACUGACUUUGACCAAUAAGUCUACGGGCGUUAAGGCGGGCGUAAAGGGCGACGUGACGUGCCUUAGGCCGACCGUUAUGCUUGCGGUGCCCCUAAUUCUGGAUCGACUGGGGAAAGGGAUUAGGGAACAGGUGGCUACCGGUUCAUUUGUUGCGAGGGCAUUAUUUAAGUUUGCCAUUGACUAUAAAACGCGCUAUAAUAAACUUGGCUACACUACCGUGAGUAGCAUG
This is a messenger RNA of Oppiella nova, 453 nucleotides long. Lineage: Eukaryota; Metazoa; Arthropoda; Arachnida; Sarcoptiformes; Oppiidae. The record is from the annotation of a GenBank genome assembly.